CUGGGGCUUAGGUAAAAAAACCAAAAAAAAAAAAAAGAAUUUGGAUUGAAAUAAAACAAACAACAACAAAAAACCAAAACAGAGAAACAGAAUUAUGGACCAGGAGAUAAAAUAUGUAGGAGAGUGGCCUGACAUGAGGUGGAAAGGAAUCACUUCCAGCAAGGACUUUCAACAACAGAUUCCUUACAGUAGCUCGGGCUGACUUGUGCCAACCAGAGUAGGAACAUCAGUGGGUGGGUGCUUGACAGAGCCAGCACCGGGGAGUUAAUACCAGUCACUGCUGCUGGAGGUGUGACACAGUCCCAGCCCACAACACAUUGAUUCACACAGGAUUAAGCCACUGCAUGAUGCUUCAGGUUGAAGGCCUGGUGCAGGUGAUUUACUCUCCCUGUCAAACUUAACAUCUUUGGACCCUCCUCUGCCCUCUUCCUGCUUUUGGUGGGACUACUGAAAAAGCAUCUGCUACUGUACCAACCAGAUCACCGAAAGGGAUGACUGGCAGUCAUCUUGCUCAGGAGUAAGAGAGGAAGCAAUGGGCUGGACUAUGACUCUAAAAGAUGACUUUGGGGUCAUUGCCUGGACACGGCAAGCUGGGAGCUACCUCAGCCUCUUCCUCCUCUUGUCUCUCUUUUCCAUUUCUGUCCGUUCAGACAACGUGUAUCCUAGAGACCACCAUUUUUCAUGGAAAGCAGGCCAGUGGGGUCAGUGUACCGGUGAGGAGUGUGGCUCUGGUGGGGUUCAGACAAGGACAAUAUGGUGCAUCCACAUGGAGGGCUGGACUACCCACCACUCCCACUGCCAGCACAUGGAGAAACCAGAAAGCCAGAGACAGUGCUUUAAAGUCUGCGAUUGGCACCAGGAUCUCUUCGAGUGGGAGGUGUCAGAGUGGGGGAGCUGUAUUCUUGUUCCUUUCUUUUCCAAUGAGCUCAAAUUGAGGGCAACUGAGUGCAUUACAGCACAGCAUGGGAUCCAGAGGCGCAAAGUCUACUGCGUACGCACCUCAAAUCGAACCACAGUCAGUUCAAGGAUAUGUGAAUUCUUUUCCCAAAAACCACCUGUGGAGCAGGCAUGCCUUGUCCCCUGCCCCCAGGACUGUGUGGUUUCAGACUUCACCUCUUGGUCAAGUUGCAGCAAAACCUGCGGUGCUGGCCUGCAGCAUCGGACUCGACAUGUUCUGGCCACACCAAUGUAUGGAGGGGCAAUCUGCCCCAACCUAACUGAGACCAGGACUUGUUCCAGUCAUGUUGACUGCCCGGCUGGGGAGGACGAGUACCAGUACAGCCUUAAAGUAGGGGCCUGGAGUGAGUGCCGAAUGCCCCAUCACAAGGAUGCCCUGUUAAGCGGAAGGACCACAGUGGACUUCAGUACUAUGUCCAAUGAGAACAACACAGCCACGCUGCACACACUAGCUUCUCACCAGCAUUUCCAUCACAACCACCACCACCUUGCUCAUGCACACAUUAAGUACCCUGCGUCAUGGGAACUGGAAGUGGGAUACCAGACAAGACAUGUCCGCUGCACAAGAAGUGAUGGCAAAAAUGCUAUGCUGAGCCUCUGUACGAAGGACAAAUCCCCACUGACCUUCCAAACAUGCGUGAUCCCCAAAGACUGUCAGACAUCCGAUUGGUCAUCGUGGAGUCCCUGCUCUAAGACCUGCCGGUCCACGGACCUAUCCCCUGGCUACCGCCUCCGGUCACGGAUCAUGACUCAGAUCCCAGUUGGUGGGGGGAAGCGAUGUCCUGCCCUUGAGGAAAAAGAAGCUUGCAAUAUCAUAGGCGAUUUACUUCCAAACUGCCCCAGGUAUGUGUGGAGGACCACUGACUGGGGUGAAUGCCGGAUUCUACCCUUACUGAGCCAGCAAAACCGGAGACUGGCAAACAUCAGCCUUUUAUGUGGAGGGGGCAUCCAGACCAGGAAGACCUACUGUGUUCAAGUCCCUGAUGUCUCAGCACCACACCACAGAAAGGAGGUGUCCAGGCCUGUAAAUGCUGGGCUGUGUGAUGGUGAAGAGCCUCCUUUGGCUGUCCAGCACUGCUCCAUUCCCUGCCAGCAUUACUGCUUGCUCACCGAGUGGUCACCCUGGGGUGCCUGCCUAUAUGACAGCUGUGAAGAACCACAUGGGAAGAAAGUCUAUGAAUACUACAAUCAAUAUAUUAUCUGUGCUUUUCUGAUAACUUCUUCUGUGCUUUCUCACCACCUGUUUCCAUCAGGUUUCAGACAGAGGAGGAGAGAAGUGCUGUGGGAGUCGAGUGGCACUCUGGGGACAUGCCCUCAUCUGACGGAGUUCAUUCCCUGUGACGAUCCUGCCUGCUACCUGUGGCAGGUCCAACAAGGGGGAAGAUGUAUUCCCACCAAAAACUCCUGCGGUCCUGGAACUGCGAUCCAGAAUGUGACCUGUGUAAACGCUAAAGGAGAAGAUGUGCCCGAUGCCUACUGUGUGGAAGGCCCUCCACUCGCAGAAGAAGCCUGCGAGGUGCCCUGUUCUGCAGACUGUGUGGUUGGCCCCUGGUCCUCCUGGUCCACCUGCUCACACAGCUGUGCUAGUAAGACUGCAGAGGGUAGACAGAGCCGCACUCGCACUGUUUUAGCUAUCCCAGGAAAAGAUGGAAAAGCUUGUCCAGCAGGUCCAGCUCUGGAGCAAUGGAGAGUCUGCAAUGACCAUCCUUGUGUGGUAUUUCACUGGGAAGCCUCAGCAUGGGGUCCAUGUAUUGAGGAUACCUCUAUGGCUCUCAAUGGAACCAGCCUCCAGAAUGGGACCGUUACCUGUGCUGUCGGGGUUCAGAUCCGCAAAGUCAUCUGUGUGAAGAUGAAUGCUGGUCCAGUCGUAAAUAAAAGAUGUUCAGAUUCUUCCCGUCCGGAAACCGUCCGUCCUUGUUUGCUUCCCUGCAAGAGAGACUGCAUUGUGACGCCUUUCAGUGAAUGGACAAGUUGCCCAUCAACCUGCCUUCCAGAAAAUGCAACCGCCGCCACACAGUCUCGAUACAGGACCAUCAUUCAGAGGGCUGCUAAUGGAGGUCAAGAGUGUCCCGACACACUUUACGAAGAGAGAGAGUGUGAAUCACUUCGUGUAUGUCCAGUGUAUAGGUGGAGGACGCACAAAUGGAGCAGCUGUUCUCUAGUUCCUGAAUCUGUGAGACGUGGACUGUCGGGACCAGGAGAAACCUGUGGAAAAGGUUUAGAAACAAGAGGAGUCAGUUGUGUUGGGCAGAGUGGAGAGUCUGCCAAUAUGACAGAGUGCCUGCAAUGGGCUGGUCCCUUGCCCCCUCAGAUCAGAGAGUGUCGGGUGGCUUGCAAGGAUGACUGCACUCUAACUGCAUGGUCCAAGUUCUCUGAAUGUGCUGGAUGUGGCAGCUCUCGAAUACGAAAGCGCUCACUUGCAGGUCGUAGCAAAAAAAAGGAAACCUGCUUGAAUAAGGAGUUGUACCCGUUGGAGGAGACAGAGACAUGUCCUUGCGAUGAGUUUUUGUCCCAGCCCUAUGGGAACUGGUCUGCUUGCAUACUCCCUGAUCCUUCGGUCUUGGGAUCAUCACAGGGCUGGAUGAGCCAUCGAGAGGUGAAGGAGUGUGGCCAAGGUCUGCGCUACAGGGCUGUUGCCUGCAUUAACCAGCAGGAAAACCUGGUUAGCCCUGCACUCUGUACAGAGUCAGGCUACAUUGUGGAGGUUUGCCACAUCCCUUGCCCCAUAGACUGCAAGCUCAGUGACUGGUCAGCUUGGUCCCCUUGCAGUGCAUCCUGUGGCAGCGGGUUAAAGAUCAGGUCUAAGUGGCUGAGAGAGAAAGCUUUCAAUGGAGGACGACCAUGUCCCAAACUGGAUUUAAAGAACCAGGCUCAGGUGUAUGAGGCUCUGCCAUGCUACAGUGAAUGCAGCCAAUACGAGUGGAGGGCCGAGCCCUGGUCCAUUUGUACCAUCAACACUGUGGACGACCUGCCUGCCUGUGGGGAGGGAGUCCAAAGCCGCAAGAUCAGGUGUGUAAAGAAAGGAACAACGGGGAAUGGGGAAGACAGCACUGUGGAGGAUAGUCUGUGUGAUCAAGAGGAAAUGCCACCCAGAGCCCAGGUCUGCUAUUUGGCAUGCCCCAAUGACUGUGUCAUGGCGCCCUGGGGACCUUGGAGCAACUGCCCUGUGCAAUGUGACCAAGACACAUCAAGAAACAGAAGCAGACAUAUCCUGCGCCCCGCAGCUUCAGAUAACUCACCCUGUCCAGAGAUGGUCCAGUCAGAGUCCUGUGUUCUUAAUAGUACAUGUUUCACUUACCAGUACAGAGUCUCAGACUGGAGUACAUGCCAGCUGAGUGAAAAUGCCAUCUGUGGUCAGGGAUCACGUUUUCGUCUCCUGGACUGUAUUCGCAGCGAUGGCAAGGUUAUGGAGGUGCAGAAGUGCGAGCAGUUUGGCUUGAUCAACAAGUGGAUUCUAUCGGAGAGCUGCGUAGUCAACUGUCCUGUCAGCUGUGUGCUCUCUGAGUGGUCGCCGUGGGCAGAAUGCUCGCACAGCUGUGGGAGUCGAGGUCAGUCUGUGCGCAGUCGGAGAAUCCUUCAGGAUGCUCAAGAGGAGGGUCGCCCCUGUCCCAACCAGCUCAUCCAGACCAAACCGUGCCCCUUAAGGCCUUGCUACCUGUGGGUGCUGAGUGACUGGUCCCCAUGCACAGUAGCGGGCGCAGCAUGUGGUGAGGGGCUUCGGAGAAGAAACCUAUCAUGCGUUGUCCACUGGGGAAACUGGCAUGAGUCUCCUCGUCAGCCAGUGAAGGAGGAACUUUGUGGAGACGUACUUAGGCAGCGUAUCCAACAAGAGAUGGAGCAGCCCUGUUUCGUCCCCUGCCUGGGAGACUGCCAUUUGACUGAGUGGUCGUCUUGGAGCUCGUGCCAGUUGACCUGCCUGGAGGGGCGGAGCUUUGAAACCACCGGUCGCCAAGCGCGCUCCAGAGCCGUGAUUAUUCAAGACAUGGAGAAUCAGGACAGCUGCCCUCAUCAAGUCUUUGAGACCCAGCCCUGUAAAGGAGGAAAAUGCCACAGUUACCAGUGGAGGACGGGAGGAUGGAGCAACAACGAGAGAACAGUAUGGUGUCAGCGCUCAGACGGCGUCAAUGUUACAGGGGGGUGUUUCCCACAAAAAAGGCCCACCACGCUAAGACACUGUCAUCCUCCGUGCACAAAACCGUUCUCACACUGCACGCCGAGUGGAGUGUGUGGGUGUGAGAAGGGUUACACUGAGGUGAUGACCACUCACGGUUUCUUGGACUACUGCACCAGAACUCCGGGGGUGGACAACAAUAAGAAAGCAGAUGUGAAAACUAACUCUGGCAGAUUAAAACCUGGGCCGUCUAAGGCCAAAGACCUCUACAACGAGUGGACCUUACGACCUGUUGGCCCAGAUGGAAGAGUAAAGCUGUGGGUUUACGCCGUGACUGCUGUUGGAUUCAUCUUAAUACUCUUCAUUAUAGCGUUAUCGUUCCUGGUCUGUAAGCCAUCCAAAACCACUAAGACGUCUCCCCCACCGCAGAAGCCCUUGACCCUGGCCUAUGAUGGUGACAUGGAUAUGUAACCAGGCUGCUAUACCUCACAAGGACACGCUCGGCAUCAGGCAGCCUGCUGCCUGUGUUCAGAUUGUUAGGAAGCACAUCCGUCACUUACUGUUUGCUCGGUUUUUGCAAUGUCUCAAAUAGAUCAGCGAAUAGCAACGAUCACACUUGAUUUGCUGCUGAAGGGUAACAAAUCUCGCUAGAGCCACUUGCUUCCUCAAAGAAGAGGAACCAAAGCUGAUCAAAGUGAAAAAAUGAGACAUGGACCUCUAGUUUCUUUUCUUUUUUUAAUGCUUGCAACAUGAACACACAGUUGAAGCACUAUUUAGAACCUGCGAAAGAAGACGAAUGCACAGCUGUUGAUCUUGGAGGGUUUUUUUUUGUUUUCUUUUUUGUGCGUGUCAAGAAUCCGAGGGACAUCCUGGUUGACUCGUCAGCAGUCGCUCGUGAUGUUCAAAGACCCACAGAGGUGGAAGUAUUUGACUUUGUCUCAUCAGUGGUGGAUCUUUGUGAAAGGAAACGUCUCAAGCCUUUUGAGUAAACUAAACAGCCUUUUUUUGAAUUUUCGACAGUAAACACGAUGGUCUAUGCACUACGUUAGUGCUGAUUCCGUUUUCCUUUCCGAUGACUUUUCUAGUGUUUUAAUUGUAAUGCAAGUUUUUGCUGUCAGAUUGUGUUUUGUUGAUGAUGCCAUAUGUUGUGUAUAUGUGAAAACCAAAUGCAGGCUUGCCUUGAGUUUAACGAUACAAUGAUGCAGUAAUUUCUCCUCCCUAAUUCUCCCUGGAUUCUCGACCACUGAGGACAAAAUUGAGUAAGUAAGUCAGAGCGGAGUAAUUUGUACAAAACCAAAAAACGUCAGAGUAUUUUGGUGACGAGUGCAGUAUCGCACAUAAUGCAAAUUACAGUAUGUAAUACCAGCAUGAUAAAGACCAUACCUCAUAUGCAGUGCUUAAAAGUUAUUAGACCACCUGCCAUUAAAAGAAUAAUAAUAAUAAAUGAAAAUAUAUAUUAGGCAAAUAAAAACAGAAUUCAUGUUUUUAUAUUUAAAAAAUCAGAAAUUAACAAAGCAUAAUAUUCAACCACUGAAACAAAUUUUUAUGUUCAAGAACACAUAGAAAUAACUAAUUUGGCAUCUUGAUUAAAAAACAAUAAUCAGUGUGGGUCUUUUUACCAAUUUCUUUUAAACUAAAUUUGAAAAUUCAUGGAUAUCAAUGAUAAUUAUAUGUCAGUAUAUAAUAAGUUUGCACAUACAGGUCGAUUUAACCAUUACAGAAACAUAAAACAUUAUUUUGGUAAUUGCUGUUACUGUUUAAUUAAGCCAGUUGUGGUAUGAACCUUUCUAUGGGUUGUGGUCUAAUAAAUGUGUUAAGCACUGUAACCUUUUUCACUAAAUGCAAAGCAAGAAAGGACUAAUCAUCAAAACAUACCGGAGCAUAGAGAGGACGAAUUAUCCACUGGAUUACACACAGUGCUUUAACAGAGCAGAUGCGCUUUAUUUAUUUAAAAUGGUCAUAUUUUAGUGCUUUAUUUUACAUCCAAAUGCAAGGUCUUUUUUGUUUGUUUUUGUACCAUGAAUACAGGGCUGAAGACAUAAAAGAUAGCAAAUACCAAAUAUUUAUGAGCACAUAAUUUAAUAAUCCGGCAGCUUCUUAUCUUAUUUUCUUUUUCUAGUCUUAUUUUCUAGCCCUGUCUUUUUUUAAAAUAUAUUUCCACUCAUAGCAUCUUGGUAGAUUCGAGACAUUUUACCUUCCUUUUGUGCAAUAUUCACACACCCCAGUGGAGAAUUAAGUUCCUGGUAUUGGCUAAUUUUGGCUCUGAUCAGAGUUUAUGCUGUUUCUCGUUCUGCCAAGACUAAGUGGAGAUUUGGUCUUGUGUUAUCCGACCUCCUCCUGAAUGUAUUUUAUCGGGAACUCUAUAAUCUUAACGGUUGUGCAAAUACGGUUGUUAUGUGACUGUAUUUCAACAGCUGAUUGUAUGUAGGCAUGCUAGAUCCAUUUUGGCAGAACGUUCUCCAAGUGGCCUUUGCAAAGAUUCUGUUUUACAAUUUACCGAACAUUUCAGAAUCGUUUAAUUUACAUAGUGUUUCUAAUAUUAGGCCAAUAAAGUGACACAAAGGAACAUGUGGUAAAUGAUGACAAGGAUAACGAAUAAAAGUAAAGUGAAACCCCUUUCUGAAAACAUGACAUACUAAUUAUUUACCGUAUUUAAAAGAAAAAAAAAAACAGCCUGAUUUGAUGAGACAUCUCUCUGGGUUAUGUCCCAAAAAACUAAAAGUAUAUUCACCCAUUGUUUACAGCAUCAUGCUGCUUGUGUUUUUAUUGUGUGUACAUGGAGAGCUGGACAAAAAUGCAAAUAAA
Molecule: messenger RNA, 7873 nt
Organism: Oreochromis aureus
Lineage: Eukaryota; Metazoa; Chordata; Actinopteri; Cichliformes; Cichlidae
Gene: thsd7ba
Product: thrombospondin, type I, domain containing 7Ba
Exons: 30
Coding region: 533-5539 (1668 amino acids)
Biological process (GO): actin cytoskeleton organization
Cellular component (GO): plasma membrane
Source: RefSeq, a predicted model, not a curated record